Molecule: messenger RNA, 1458 nt
Organism: Musa acuminata AAA Group (dessert banana)
Lineage: Eukaryota; Viridiplantae; Streptophyta; Magnoliopsida; Zingiberales; Musaceae
Product: ethylene-responsive transcription factor 1A-like
Exons: 1
Coding region: 597-1199 (200 amino acids)
Biological process (GO): regulation of DNA-templated transcription; ethylene-activated signaling pathway
Molecular function (GO): DNA-binding transcription factor activity; DNA binding
Source: RefSeq, a predicted model, not a curated record
UUGACGGUGGAAGAGUCGAGCAAAGCUGAGGAGGGCUUGACUCGUCGCCGGGUCAGACUCAUCUCUGCAUCGCAACCACCGUGCGACUCGGCAUCGUGUUUGCUAAUCCUUCAUCUUAUUGCCUAAAUGAUCCCAUAGUUCUAUCAUUUCCCCAUUGUUCUCUCUUCCAUCAUCUUCCUUCCUUGUUUCAUGUCCAUGGUCCAUAGUACCCACAGGGCUACUCACCUAUGCAACUUGCAGACUGUCGACAAGAAUACUAUCGUUUGGCUACCACUACCUCAGAUUGAGAUCUCCAAUCCCCCAUUAGAGAGAGUGUCCACCCAAUUCGAGAGGAAAAAGCCAUUUUGGAUAAGACCAAGGCUGUAAAUAUCCACUUUCCUACUCUCUCUUCAUCUUCAUCAUAUUUUAUGCCCAUCAUUUGUUACCAAAACGAUUUAACGUAAUAUAUGUUAUUAUCAUGACAGCAUAUGCUUGAAUUCACCAUAUGAAUUUAUUGAACAACGUCUCUUGUUUCGCUCUGUAAAGCCAUCUCCCGCUCCCGCCACAUCCCAACACCAGAAGCAGAGGAAGUCUCGCCUGCAACCACGCGCGCCCAGAUGUGUAGCCCCGAGUCCGAGCUCGCCCUCCUAGACUCCAUCCGCCGCCAUCUACCCGGCGACCCCGAACCUGGCCCCUACCACUCCUGCUUCCCCGCGCCGGCCUGCCACCGGAGCUGCAGCUUUGGACGCCUCGUCGCCGACCAGUGGUCCGACGGCCUCCCCUUCCGCCUCGACGACCCCGACGAUAUGGUCGUCUACGACGCCCUCGCCGACGCCUUCCGCCACGGAUGGACGCCCUCUUCGGCCGUACCCGUCGACGUUGGCGAGACCCUGGCGGUGAGUGCGGCGCCGGCUCCGGGGAGGCAGUACCGGGGGGUGCGGCGCCGGCCGUGGGGGAAGUUCGCGGCGGAGAUACGGGACCCGGCCAGGAACGGGGCCAGGGUGUGGCUGGGGACGUUCGGCUCCGCGGAGGACGCCGCCCUCGCCUACGACCGCGCCGCCUUCAGGAUGCGCGGCUCCCGCGCGCUGCUCAACUACCCACUGCGGGUCGGGUCGGCGGAGGCCGCGCCGGACUCUAUCACUCCUCCUCUCCUGAUAACUCUCCCUCAGAAAAGGCCUCAUCCAAGAGGAGGAAGAAAGGGGCGGCGGCGGCCAUCAUAACGUCGUCUUCUCCAGCUUCGUCCCUCGGUUCGGUUCCGGUAUCAGUUAAGGCACAUGUCGGCAAUCUAUUGGUGAGCUAAGAAGAUGGCAAUAGUGGAAGGAUGUGUGGAUGAAGCCUCAUGGAUAUGUGUUCUUUGCGAAGUAGAAUAAACGCGAAUGCCAUGAGUCGAUGGCUGUGUUUGAUUUGCUGUUCAUUGUUCUUUCUUUCUCUUUUUCCGUGCAAAAACAUUAUAGCAAAUCAACCAUCUUUGUUCAUCAA